This is a messenger RNA of Protopolystoma xenopodis, 957 nucleotides long. Lineage: Eukaryota; Metazoa; Platyhelminthes; Monogenea; Polystomatidea; Polystomatidae. The record is from the annotation of a GenBank genome assembly.
AUGUACAAACCUAUUGUCCUUCAUGGACAUGAACGUCCUAUUACAAAAAUUAAAUAUAAUCGUGAUUGCGAUUUGAUCUUUACGUGCGCUAAAAAUUCUGAAGCCAAUGUUUGGUACUCCUACAAUGGAGAGCGACUUGGAAGCUACCACGGACACAGCGGCGUGAUAUGGUGCUUAGACGUGGACUGGAGAACGGAUGCACUUCUUACUGGUUCUGGUGAUUCAUCGUGGAGAUUGUGGAGCGUUGAGACAGGUACUUGUAUAAACUCUGUUGAAACAAAUAACCCUGUUCGAAGUUGCGGUUUCUCAUAUUGCGGAAAUCUUUUUUUCGUAACUACUGACGAGGUAAUUGGGCGUCACUGUGAAGUCAUGGUGUACGAUAAGCGUGAUGAUUCUCAUAUGUUAGGAAAAUCAAAUGUGUUUCUGCAACAAUUACCAGAGAAGGAGAAAAUAACUGUUGCUGCUUUUGGACCUAACGACGAGACUAUUAUUUGCGGACAUGAAAAUGGUUCGGUCACGCAACUGGAUGCUACAUGCGGUGAAUUCUUAAAAAAGACCAAACCACAUUCAAACAUGGUCACAGAUAUCCAGAUGUAUCCUGAUCUAACCAUGUUUGCUACUGGCUCGAAGGACCGCACAGCUAAGUUGAUUGGGUCUUAUGAUCUGGAUGUAUUCCAAACCUACUUGGCUGAACGACCCAUUAAUUCAGCUGCGAUCUCUCCUACAAGAAAUUACGUAUUGAUUGGGGGUGGCCAAGAGGCGAAAGAAGUAACAACCACGCAUACUAAGGAGGGCGGUUUUGACGCUCGCAUAUAUCAUCUAUUUUACGGCGAGGAGUUUGCUCGUGUAAAAUGCCACUUCGGCCCUAUCAAUAGUGUUAGCUUUACAAUUGACGGAAACGGGUGCGUUUUUUAUGUAAAAUUAUCUUUAUUGCAUAUUGGCAACUUCUUAAAGUAG